AUGGCUUCACGCGAAUUUGCUCCAUUAUAUGCUUCAACUGGCGACGGCGCCAAAGAUCGCCUGGCCUUUUUCCACCUCCUCGAAAAACUCAAAACCCAGAAACGCACUGGGUGGGUUGACAACAACAUUCCCAAUGCUGAAAGCAUUUCGGACCAUAUGUAUCGAAUGAGUAUCCUAGCGAUGUGCAUGUCAGACCAGCAACUUGACCUAGCCAAAUGUGUGAUGCUGUGUUUGGUGCACGAUCUCGCUGAGGCGCAUGUAGGCGACAUAGCGCCUCGCGAGGCAAUACCACCAUCGGAAAAGCGGCGAAGAGAGGCCGAAACCAUUCACAACAUUGUCCACGACAUGUUGCAUGACAGCCCAGCAGCCAAACGAAUCGAAACGCUUUGGCAGGAGUAUGAGGAGCGCAAAACGCCUGAGGCUCGUUUUGUUAAGGACCUGGAUCGCUUUGAGAUGGCGGCGCAAGCGGUUGAAUACGAACAAGCUCACAAUGUCUCAUUGCAGAGCUUUUUCGAUAGCAGUGUACCACAUAUCCAACACCCUGAAGUGAAAGAAUGGGCGCGGGCAUUAGAGCAAGAAAGAACUCUAAAAUAG
Messenger RNA from Mycena indigotica, 594 nucleotides. Its product is annotated as HD domain-containing protein. Lineage: Eukaryota; Fungi; Basidiomycota; Agaricomycetes; Agaricales; Mycenaceae. The record is from RefSeq and is a predicted model, not a curated record. Gene Ontology annotation, cellular component: cytoplasm. The transcript is spliced from 8 exons. The coding region runs from base 1 to 594 and encodes 197 amino acids. Gene Ontology annotation, molecular function: 5'-deoxynucleotidase activity.